GUUGCUCCGCAUGGUCCUGGGCUGUGGGUAGGGGCUAGGGCCGGGUCCCGGGGUGAGCCGAAACCUGGGGGUCGAGCGGGGCGGGGAAUGGGGCGCAGUGAGGCUGGGAGCCGGCCCUGAGCUCGUCUUGCAUAGGGGUAGCCAGGCUCGGGGCACCUGAGCUGGAGGCGGAAGCGUGAAAUAAGGACUGAGUGGGCAAAGAGAACCUGGGCUGAGACAUGGCCGCUUACCAACAAGAAGAGCAGAUGCAGCUUCCCCGAGCUGAUGCCAUUCGUUCACGUCUCAUCGAUACUUUCUCUCUCAUUGAGCAUUUGCAAGGCUUGAGCCAAGCUGUGCCGCGGCACACUAUCAGGGAGUUACUUGAUCCUUCCCGCCAGAAGAAACUUGUAUUGGGAGAUCAACACCAGCUAGUGCGUUUCUCUAUAAAGCCUCAGCGUAUAGAACAGAUUUCACAUGCCCAGAGGCUGUUGAGCAGGCUUCAUGUGCGCUGCAGUCAGAGGCCACCUCUUUCUUUGUGGGCCGGAUGGGUCCUUGAGUGUCCUCUCUUCAAAAACUUCAUCAUCUUCCUGGUCUUUUUGAAUACGAUCAUAUUGAUGGUUGAAAUAGAAUUGCUGGAAUCCACAAAUACCAAACUAUGGCCAUUGAAGCUGACCUUGGAGGUGGCAGCUUGGUUUAUCUUGCUUAUUUUCAUCCUGGAGAUCCUUCUUAAGUGGCUAUCCAACUUUUCUGUUUUCUGGAAGAGUGCCUGGAAUGUCUUUGACUUUGUUGUUACCAUGUUGUCCCUGCUUCCCGAGGUUGUGGUAUUGGUAGGGGUAACAGGCCAAUCGGUGUGGCUUCAGCUUCUGAGGAUCUGCCGGGUGCUGAGGUCUCUCAAACUCCUUGCACAAUUCCGUCAAAUUCAAAUUAUUAUUUUGGUCCUGGUCAGGGCCCUCAAGAGCAUGACCUUCCUCUUGAUGUUGCUGCUCAUCUUCUUCUACAUUUUUGCUGUGACUGGUGUCUACGUCUUCUCAGAGUACACCCGUUCACCUCGUCAGGACCUGGAGUACCAUGUGUUCUUCUCGGACCUCCCGAAUUCCCUGGUAACAGUGUUCAUUCUCUUCACCUUGGAUCAUUGGUAUGCACUGCUUCAGGACGUCUGGAAGGUGCCUGAAGUCAGUCGCAUCUUCAGCAGCAUCUAUUUCAUCCUUUGGUUGUUGCUUGGCUCCAUUAUCUUUCGAAGUAUCAUAGUAGCCAUGAUGGUUACUAACUUUCAGAAUAUCAGGAAAGAGCUGAAUGAGGAGAUGGCGCGUCGGGAGGUUCAGCUCAAAGCUGACAUGUUCAAGCGGCAGAUCAUCCAGAGGAGAAAAAACAUGUCACAUGAAGCACUGACGUCAAGCCAUAGCAAAAUAGAGGACAGUUCAAGAGGAGCUAGUCAACAAAGGGAAAGUUUGGACUUAUCAGAAGUGUCUGAAGUAGAGUCUAAUUAUGGUGCCACUGAAGAGGAUUUAAUAACAUCUGCAUCAAAAACAGAAGAGACCUUGUCAAAAAAGAGAGAGUACCAGUCUUCCUCCUGUGUCUCCUCCACAUCCUCUUCCUAUUCUUCCUCUUCUGAAUCCAGAUUUUCUGAAUCUAUUGGUCGUUUGGACUGGGAGACUCUUGUGCACGAAAAUCUGCCCGGGCUAAUGGAAAUGGAUCAGGAUGACCGUGUUUGGCCCAGAGACUCACUCUUCCGAUAUUUUGAGUUGCUAGAAAAGCUUCAGUAUAACCUAGAGGAACGUAAGAAGUUACAAGAGUUUGCAGUGCAGGCACUGAUGAACUUGGAAGACAAGUAAAGCAAUGGAUGGCUUCAAUAUCCUUGGGCCCAGCAAAAGAUAAUGAAGGGAAUUGUUGGAAAUAGAGAAUUGAAAAUAUAAACAUUCAGAUAGAACAAUGUCUGUUCAUUAAAAUUAAAAAGUAUAAGUGUCUAGGCCAGGCGUGGUGAAACCCUGUCUCUACUAAAAAUACAAAAAAAUUAGCUGGGUGUGGUGGCAGAUGCUUGUAAUCAUAGCUACUUGGGAGCCUGAGGCAGGAGAAUCACUUGAACCUGGGAGUCAGAGGUUGCAGUGAGCCAAGAUUGCACCACUGCACUCCAGCCUGGGCAACAGAGUGAGACUCUGUAUAAGUGUCUUAUAAAUACUCCUGAUAGCUGCUCAGUAGUGUGACCCUGAGAUAAGGGAUAUUGAAAGGCAUAAGGUCAAGUAAAAGAGUUAGUUCAAGCUGAGUGUGGUGAUGUGUGCCUCUAGUCCCAGCUAUGGGCUGAGGCAGGAUUGUUUGAGGCAGGGAGUUCGAGGCUACAGCAAGCUAGGAUCAUAUCACUGCAUUCCAGCCUGGGCAACAUAGCGAGACCCUAUCUCUAAAAAAGAACAAAACAAGUUAGCUCAGAUGCCAGUGGAGUCUGUGCUCCUUAGCUUUCUACCCUUUCCACAGCUCCUGAAUCUGACUCAUUUCUUGACUUUAUCAUUAUAGCUUCCACCCUUCCUGCAACCUCUACUGCCUGAUUAGAGUCCUAAUUUUACCCUCUCCCUCCCUGAUGCAUAGGUAAAGGCCCCUCUGUGGAGUAAGGAGAUCUUCAGAGCUGUUAGUGUAACUAAUUGAGAAGUAUUGUUUCCAUUGCGUGUUCCACUCAUGUUGCUUCUCUUGUGAACCAUUAACUUUAAUUGGAUAUUAUUUUUACCUGUUUCUGGACCGGAAGUCUCUUUAUUUCAUUUUGCCAUAGCUCAGGGCAGUGUUCAAAUCAGUAAGUGUUGUACAGGUUUUUAGUGUUAGAAGGGAUUUCAGAGUUAAUCUAUCUCCCAUCAAAGCAGGAACACCUUUUAGAACAUCACUGAAAGGAGGAUUAUCCAGGUAAUGCUUAAUGUUUCUAGUUAUUUGGGAUUUAUUAUCUAGAAGGGAUCCCAUUCCAUCGUUAGAAGACUUAAGUCUUUAGACAUGUUUAUUAUUAAAAAUUAUAUCACUUAUUGAGUGUUUAACAUGUAUGAGGUUAUUUAUAUAUUUAGUAUAUAUAUACUGUAUAUAGAGUAUGCAUAUUUCAUAAAAUAAUCAUAUAUGGAAGAUAGCGUCACAUUUUUAGAGAUCAGAAAACUAAGGCCUAAAGAAAUUAAGUAAGUUAAGUAGCUUGCCCAAGAGCACAUACCAAGUAAGAGGUAGAGCUAAGGUUCUAACUCAGGUUAAAAAUUCUGAGUUGAGAAAAAAAUCAGUUGAAGCCAUUUAAACAAUAAAAUAGCUUACUGGAGACUGGAAAAUUCAAAGGUAGUAUAGCUUCAGGAUUGAUUUAAUGUAAAAAUUCACUGUUGUUAGAUCUGUGGUUUUGUUUCUCUGGAAUUUUCCUGUCUGCGCUCUCCUCCACGUGUUCUUGUUAUUCUCAGACUGGCUUCACUUGGGUAGCCAGACAAUUUUCUGAAGCGCCUAGGCUUGCAUACCUAUUUCCCCAUAUGCAGGGGAAGAGAGCCGGUGACUCCUUUCUCAGUCAAUGAACAAAAUUUUUGAGCUUUGGGUCACAAUAAUGGUUAUUCUUGGAGUGAAGAUACUGAUGGGGAGGAAGCAUGAAGCAUCUGGAGUGCUAUAGAUAUGUUCCAUAUCUUGAUCUGCAUGGUGGUUACACCGGUAUAUACAGAUGUAAAAAUUCAACAAAAUGUACACUUAAAAUUUGGGCAUUAACUGCAGGUAAGUCAACCUCCACUCCUCUAAAGAUAUCCUGACCACCACUCUGAUUGGACCAAGAAGUUAGGUCAUAUGCUUACGUCUGAACAAAUUGUUGAGGUAAGGUGGUGGUUGUGAUGAAAUCACUAAUUAAGGCUUUCUCCUGAACUGGAGGUAAGGUCAGUAACACCCAACCUUAAGUAAGGGCUGCUACCCAAGUGGGGAAGAGAUGGAAGGGGGCAAUAGGGUGGUAAUUAUAAAGUCCUCACCUAAGAGUAUGUCUGGCAAAAAGGCCAAGAUGGGGAAAAGGCAAAUGAAUUGAAUGUCCAGAAUAAACAAAUCUAUGAAGACA
Homo sapiens (human) is the source of this 4009-nucleotide messenger RNA. RefSeq names its product cation channel sperm associated 2 (gene CATSPER2). Gene Ontology annotation, molecular function: voltage-gated calcium channel activity; monoatomic ion channel activity; calcium-activated cation channel activity. The transcript has 13 exons. Lineage: Eukaryota; Metazoa; Chordata; Mammalia; Primates; Hominidae. Gene Ontology annotation, cellular component: plasma membrane; CatSper complex; sperm principal piece. The record is from RefSeq and is marked reviewed. Gene Ontology annotation, biological process: flagellated sperm motility; monoatomic cation transmembrane transport; transmembrane transport. Bases 219 to 1811 code for a protein of 530 amino acids.